Molecule: messenger RNA, 2190 nt
Organism: Lycium ferocissimum
Lineage: Eukaryota; Viridiplantae; Streptophyta; Magnoliopsida; Solanales; Solanaceae
Exons: 11
Coding region: 1-1878 (625 amino acids)
Source: RefSeq, a predicted model, not a curated record
AUGGGAGAGCAUUCGAGCAGGAAGAAGAAAAGCAAACGAGAAGAAGUAGCCACUUCUUCGUCUCAAUCAUCUUCCGAAUCCUCUGAAGAAAUUGAUAGCUCCUCUGACGAUGAAAAGCGGCGCAAGCGUCGGCACAAACGGCGUCGCGAGGAGGAGAGGAGUCGGAGAAGCUCCUCGAGAAGCGAUAAGCAUAGAGAGAGGACGAAGAGAGAGAGGAAGCAUAGGAAGAAGCGGAAGCAUAGAGGGAGCAGUAGUAGUAGGAGAUCGAAACGAGAGGGGAAGAGGAAGUAUUCAGAUUCGAAUGAGUCGGACUCUGGUUCCGGGUCGGACAGUGAUGAUUCAAAGCCCAAGCGACCGAGGGAGAAUCCGGAGGACGUGGUCAAAGGCAUAUUGCAGGAGUUCCCUACUGUAGCUGGUGAUUUGGAACAGCUUCUACAAAUGAUUGAUGAUGGACAAGCUGUAGAUAUAGGGGGUUUAUCUGAAAAAUUGUUGGUCAAGCGUCUGCGAAAGCUGUUCGUGUCCUUAAACCUUAAGGAAACGGGUGAUCAUGUCUUUCUAUUACCAUCAAAAGCAUCUCCUACUUUGGAGACUGUUGGACCCUUAAUCCGCUCCCAAAAUCAACUUCAAAGUCAGGAGUUUCAUCAAAAUGAUGAGCAAUCCAAGCGAUUGGAUCGGGAAGUUGGACACGAAAAUUGUGAAGCCAAUUUGAGUUUGCCAAAUGAAGAAGCUACUGAUCAUAAUGCCAAUUUGAGUUUGCCAAGUGAUAAUGCUACCACUUACAAUGCUAAUUUAAGUUUGCCUGCCGAGGAAAAUACUGGCCCAAAAAAGAGGGUGGUUGGCCCUGCAAUGCCUUCUGCAGAAUUGCUUGCUGCUGCAGCUAAGUUGACUGAAGCACAAGCGGAGCUGAGGGAUGUUGAGCUGGAAGAAGAUACUGAAUUUUUUAUAGGACCUCCACCUCCUGCUUUGGUUACUGAGACAGAAUCAGCAAACGACGCCGAGCGUUUUGAAGAGGUUACAAGAAUCAUGGGAGCAGAUGCAGACAACUCAUAUGAUGUUUUGGGUGCGAACAGAAAUAUGUUGAGUGAUAACAUGAAGAAAAGGUACUGGAAGUUGUCUCUUAUGGUGCAUCCUGAUAAAUGCACUCAUCCUGAAGCUCACCAAGCGUUUGUCAAGCUGAACAAAGCCUAUAAAGAUUUGCAAGAUCCAGAUAAAAGGAAAGUGUUGGAUGAGAAAAUAAAGCGCAAGGAAGAACAAGAGGAAAUUAAGGCAGAUUUACAAGCUAUGCGUGAAGCGGCCCAAUGGAGACGUCUGCAAGGUAUCUCCAUGGAAGGUGAUGAUCUGCUGUUAGCAGAGAUGGAGGUCAAAGUUGCACCAAAAAGAGACGAAUGGAUGACGACACUGCCUCCUGAAAGAAAAACUGGCGUUGUGAGCAUGCACUCAACGACGAGCUUUAGCAAGAGCUCGAAAGAAGGUCGUGGUGAUACUAGUGCCUGGACAGACACCCCAUCAGAUCGAGCUCAGAAAGCGAAAAUGAAUUAUUUGGAAGCCUUCAAUGAGGCUUCAGCACUUGCUUCAAAAGAACUACAAGAAAAGAGUAGAGCAAGUGUCGAUGCUGAACUGGUGGAACAGUACAAUAAAGCGAGACGAUCAAAAUCUAUGGUAGAAAAGCACCAAGAGAAAGCACGGACCAAGUCAAAGAAAAAAUCUAAGCAGGAAUCGGUGACAGAAGAAUGGGAAGGAAAUCAUCCAUGGAAACCUUGGGAUCGUGAGAAGGAUUUGACAGCCGGAAGGCAAAAUGUUAAGCUUGAUGCUGCGGACAUGUCUCAAGGUCUCACAUCCAGAUUUUCUUCUGGAUCCUUCCAAAGGAACUUCCUCUAGAAGAGAUGUGGUCGUCUUCGAUGUUUGUAUUUGUGUUGGCCCUUGUAAUUUUAUAGCUUGAAAGAGAUUUCUUGAACGUGCAUCCUCAAGUAGGUCCAUCAAUUUUACAUGUAGGGAUGUAUGUGUAUCGAUCGAGCUGCAGCUGAUAAGUUGCAGAACAAAUUGUUGUUUGAGCUUUUUUAUUUCUCUUUAAAGCAUAGAUGAGAGAAUAUCUGAUCUCAUCUUUACUCAUACCAGUUCAAAAAAGACACAUUCCCUUCAUCCUUUCACUCAAUCAAUUUCGUUGAAUGAAAUUGAAACCUCUUCUUUUUU